AUGGUGGAAUUGGAAAAAACCGCUAAACUAAUUCAAUACUAUCUUACUCUCCUUGCGUCCGAAAAAGCACAGCGCGCAGCAGAUUAUCAACCCUCAGACUGGGAAUUACUUACCCCAGACGAACAACGCGCUAGAGCCCUCAAACGCGUAGAGAUCAGAGAAGAAGAGAGAAUCGCCAACCUGUUGCUCUGGAAUUCUGUCAAAAGAGAUCAUAAAGCCAAACACCGCUUACUUCUAACUGAACUUCGAGAUAAAAGACUCGCUAGAAUGUCUGCCACCUCCAACUCCAGCGCUGCGACCACCCCAGCCGCCGGCACUACUCCCGUCGCUGAGACUGCUGCUAACAGUCCCAAUACCGGUCGAACAAUCCAGACCUCCACGGCCCCUUACCCCCAGCCACUCGACCGCGGCGCGGCCAAUCAGCUGGAGGAACGCGUGAACAGAUUGAAACUGAUCACCAUCCAGAAGAAGAUGGCGCCAGUAUUGGUCAAGAAACAGACCGAGGCGACGUUGGCCGAGAACGGCUCAACUCCGGCCGUCGAGACUCCAGCCACGGCUCGAAUGACUCAAACCGCGGCGAAGACUACCACGAGUUCAGUCGAGAAAGCGCCGGACGCGAUGGAUAUAGAUCCUCGAGCGUCGAGCUCCUCGGCGGAUAUCCAGCAACGCCCCAAAUCGCCAGAAGUUCGAAUCUUGACGAAAGAAGAGAGAAUUCAACUUCUCGUCAAAGAACACAUAGUUCUUUGGAAGAAGUUCGAAGCGGAUCUACCCUUAGGCGCCAGCGAGGGGAACCGCGCUCUCCUCAAUCGAGCUCAAGAGAGUCAAAGAACUCUCCAGAAGUUAAUACCUCGAGCGGAGGUAGAAGAGUACGUGAAGGGUUGGAACCCUUGGACCGCGAAGAGGGAUCUCUUCCCAGUCCUUCAACAAGAGGGAGGAGGGAAGAAAAGAAGUUCCUCCUCCCGAGCCAACUUCUCUUACAAAGACGCGAAGAUGAACGACCCGCGCCGCUGGAAGAAGCUCAUGAAAGCUUGCCAUACCCUCGAGUCGGGUUACAUGAACAUGGAUUAG
Molecule: messenger RNA, 1068 nt
Organism: Puccinia graminis f. sp. tritici CRL 75-36-700-3
Lineage: Eukaryota; Fungi; Basidiomycota; Pucciniomycetes; Pucciniales; Pucciniaceae
Exons: 4
Coding region: 1-1068 (355 amino acids)
Source: RefSeq, a predicted model, not a curated record